Molecule: messenger RNA, 719 nt
Organism: Argiope bruennichi
Lineage: Eukaryota; Metazoa; Arthropoda; Arachnida; Araneae; Araneidae
Product: fatty acid-binding protein-like
Exons: 4
Coding region: 156-551 (131 amino acids)
Biological process (GO): fatty acid transport
Cellular component (GO): nucleus; cytosol
Molecular function (GO): fatty acid binding
Source: RefSeq, a predicted model, not a curated record
CAAUUUUGCCGGCAGCUUUCGUUGUUCACUUCUCGUAGCUUCGUACGGUCGGUUCUUGGAAUCUUUCUAGACGCCAUCCCGGUUUCAUUAAAGAACUAGGAUCUAAAGUUUUUAGAAUUUUUAAUCGUUUAUUUACUAUCCAUUAAAUCAGCAGGAUGGCAGAAUUGUGUGGAAAAUUCAAGUUGGUCAGCAGCGAAAAUUUCGACGAGUUCAUGAAAGCGAUGGGUGUGAACAUCGUUAUGCGCAAGGCUGGUUCCUUGUCCAAACCUGUUGUGGAACUCAAGCAAGAUGGGGAUACUUUCAUCUUGAAGACAACGACUACUUUUAAAACCUCUGAAAUAAAAUUCAAACUGGGUGAAGAGUUUGAAGAGACACGAAUGGAUGGUAGCACUUGCAAGACUAUCAUAACAUUGGAAGAUGGGAAAUUAGUGCAGAAGCAGAGUGGUGAUAAAGAAGUCACCAUCAUUCGAGAACUUGAAGGAGAUCAAAUGAAAACUAUAUGCAAAGUGGAUGACAUUGUUAGCACUCGUCUCUACAAUCGAUGCGAGUAAGGUGUCGCAUUGCCAAUUGGAAUUUGUUUCCGGCUCACUUCCCAAUUAUUAUCAAACAAAUUUAAUAUUUUGCAUAUUGUUUUCCAUCUUUUGAUAUUAUUCAUUACUUUCCAUUUGCUUUUUUAUAUGUUUUCUGAACAUAUCACAAUUAAAAUGCUUCAUUUCUAA